CUGACAACCCUGUACAAGUGAUGUGAUGGCAAUUGUUCCAUGUAUUUUGUGUUGUUUUAAUCCUUUUUUAUUUUAAUUUUACGAUAACAGUAUGAAAUAAAGUGAACAAUAUGGUAGAUGAAGGCACAAGGAAAACUUUAAGUAGUAUACCACUACUGCAAACCAAGGCUGGACCACGAGAUAAAGAGUUAUGGGUUGCUAGACUGAAGGAGGAAUAUCAAGCGCUCAUUAAAUAUGUACAAAACAAUAAGACAGCAGAUAAUGAUUGGUUCAGGCUGGAAUCAGAUAAAACAGGUACCAGAUGGUUUGGAAAAUGCUGGUAUGUCCACAACCUUUUGAAGUAUGAGUUUGAUCUGGAAUUCGAUAUACCUAUCACAUACCCGACAACUGCACCAGAGUUAGCUCUCCCAGGUCUUGAUGGAAAGACUGCAAAAAUGUACAGAGGAGGAAAAAUAUGCCUUACAGAUCAUUUCAAGCCAUUAUGGGCUAGGAAUGUACCCAAAUUUGGAAUUGCUCAUGCUAUGGCUCUUGGACUUGGACCAUGGCUUGCUGUUGAAAUUCCAGACUUAAUAGCAAAAGGUAUUGUCACAUACCAAGAGAAGACAGAAGAGGCAAAAUGAUUUUUGUUGUUUAAUCUAUAUAGAGUUGCAAAUAUAUGUACAUAUAUAUAUUUUACACUGUGUUUAGUAUUGCUCUUUUAAAUGAAAUUAUAGUGUGUUGGUACAAAAAA
This is a messenger RNA of Achroia grisella, 730 nucleotides long. It is a transcript of the gene Ufc1, whose product is annotated as ubiquitin-fold modifier-conjugating enzyme 1. The record is from RefSeq and is a predicted model, not a curated record. NCBI's taxonomy places the organism in Eukaryota, Metazoa, Arthropoda, Insecta, Lepidoptera, Pyralidae. The transcript is spliced from 4 exons. Gene Ontology annotation, molecular function: UFM1 conjugating enzyme activity. Bases 111 to 620 code for a protein of 169 amino acids. Gene Ontology annotation, biological process: protein K69-linked ufmylation. Gene Ontology annotation, cellular component: cytoplasm.